Molecule: messenger RNA, 540 nt
Organism: Ostertagia ostertagi
Lineage: Eukaryota; Metazoa; Nematoda; Chromadorea; Rhabditida; Trichostrongylidae
Source: the annotation of a GenBank genome assembly
CUUCAGCUAUCGGAGGAAAGUAUCGAACAGCUAAAGAAAGAAGCGGAAGAACUCCGGGGAUCUAUCAGAGCGAAAGAAGAACAGCUUGCGAAUGCACAAGCAAGAUGUUCGCAGUUUGAGCAGUUGUCCAAAGAUAUCCAAUUCUCUAAGGAUCGCGAACUGUCUAUGAAGGACGCGGAGAUCGAACGUCUGACCUCAAAUGUGGCAGAAAUAGAGUCGAUAGCGGUUUCAAAGGAGGCCAAGCUGAGUGAGGAAAUAUCAUCUCUGAAACGGUCGAUCAAAGCGAUACAGUCUGAAUUAGACGAGCAAAUCAGAAUUUCGACAGAUGCCGUGAAGACUGCAGAAGAAAUGACAACAGCAAAUAUGGAACUAUCAAAGAAGAUUUCUUCAUGGGAGGAGGAGAAGAACGCCCUUAUUGAACGAUGUUUGAAUACCGAAAGCGAUUUGGACUUCGAACGAGAAAGGGCAAUGGAGAUUGCCAGUCAUAAAAACCCUGUUAGGGUCUGUGACAAUUGUUACACGGAAGUCCAAAAUCGGUGA